ACCAGAGUCGCCAGAGAUUCUGAUUGAACUUCAUCCAAACUCCCAUCGCCUUUGACUGUGACAUCCUUCACCCAAUCAUGUCAAGCAACGCCAGCCAGCAUGUGCCUCCCACCGAUAUCACAAGAAGAAGGACAUCUUUUUUAGAUCUGGACUAUGACGUCCGACUCAUGAUCUACACCGAGCUAUUCGUCCGUCCCCAGGUCGUCGGCUUCAUCUACGAUCUCGACUUAUUCGCUCCAGCAGAUGCAGUCCAGCGAAUGCAGGUGAACCUGAUGGCGCUGGAGACACCCAUCUACCCCGAGAUCCUGCGAGCCUCCAAAAUCGUCUACGCAGAGGCCAUGCCGAGACUCUACGCAGGAACCCGGUUCAGCGACGGCGGCGCCGCACGGCGGUCUCCGCGUUGGGCCCGGGAUUUCCUGUCGCGUGUCGGGAGCAGGCAGGCGAGGUACGCGAGGGAUUUCGAAUGGGGAUUCCCGCACCACGACCAGGUCGAUGGGCGGAUACUCCAGGAUAUGCCGUUGGACGGGGCCUUCCGGGAGAAUAUCCGAGUCCUGGCGGAAGCGACGAAUAUCAGACGUCUCACCUUCAACACCUGGCAUGCCCUAUCUUUACCCAUCCCCGACUACCAGUACGAAGUGCAAAGGGUCUGUUCCGAACUCCGCCGGGAUAUCGAAGUCGUCGUGGAUUUCUACGAUACAGAUGACGGGGUGUUGCCCGGUGACUUUCUGGCGGUGCUCCAAGCGCUCGGCUGGAAGUAUCGUAGGAUAUGGAGAAACACCCAGCAGUGCAAAUCGACGGCCCUGUGGUCGUCAGAAGAUAUUCCCACUCCUGUCAUGGAUCCCAACGCGAAACGCGUGCUCGAGGACACGCCAGCAUGA
Molecule: messenger RNA, 878 nt
Organism: Dissoconium aciculare CBS 342.82
Lineage: Eukaryota; Fungi; Ascomycota; Dothideomycetes; Mycosphaerellales; Dissoconiaceae
Exons: 1
Coding region: 78-878 (266 amino acids)
Source: RefSeq, a predicted model, not a curated record